Bicyclus anynana (squinting bush brown) is the source of this 2151-nucleotide messenger RNA. RefSeq names its product 5-aminolevulinate synthase, non-specific, mitochondrial (gene Alas). The record is from RefSeq and is a predicted model, not a curated record. Gene Ontology annotation, molecular function: pyridoxal phosphate binding; 5-aminolevulinate synthase activity. Gene Ontology annotation, biological process: erythrocyte development; hemoglobin biosynthetic process; heme biosynthetic process. The transcript has a single exon. Gene Ontology annotation, cellular component: mitochondrion. NCBI's taxonomy places the organism in Eukaryota, Metazoa, Arthropoda, Insecta, Lepidoptera, Nymphalidae. The coding region runs from base 244 to 1749 and encodes 501 amino acids.
GUGGAGUCGGAGUCGAAAGUAGACAGUAGUAGUAAUACAAAACAUUCAUCCAAACAUAAUCGAUAUGACGACACGCACUUUAUAAAUGAAGGCUAUCGUGUUUUGAACUGCCAGUUGGAAACGGUAACUUCGGUGAGACGUUCGGCUACAGUGCGAGCCAACGUUGUACGUGGAAAGCAUCUCGAAAUCGAAUAAUAUUCUGUAUUUUCGUUAGUGUCCAGUGAGUGUCAGCGAUUACAUAAAAUGCCUUGCCCAUUCCUAGGAUCAAUGAAUCAAGGAUUCGUGCGAAAUUAUGGCAGCGCGUUACUCAAGCAAUAUGGGAACCUUUGCCCGAUUCUCUCGCGAGGUUUCCGUUCGCUCGGGGUCGACGAAACCAAGUGCCCGUUCAUUCAGGAAGCUCCGAAGGAGAUGACCGAGGACAUCAAGGAGCCCGCACCGACCUACCAAUACGAGAAGUUCUUCAGUGAACAGAUAAGUGCCAAGAAGAAGGACUACUCUUACCGUGUGUUCCGGAAGGUGUCCCGGCUGGCAGCGGAGGGCAUGUACCCGCAGGCGCUGGAGGGCGCCGACAACCGGCGCGUGACGGUGUGGUGCGCCAACGACUACCUGGGGGCAUCGCGCCACCCCGCGGUGCAGGACGCCGCCACCUCCGCCAUCAAGUCGUACGGCACGGGCGCGGGCGGCACGCGCAACAUCGCCGGCAACUCGCAGAUGACUGAAAAACUUGAAGCCGAGAUCGCCAAACUGCACAAAAAGCCUGCAGCCUUGAUCUUCAGCUCCUGUUUUGUUGCCAAUGAUGCAACAUUGUCAACUUUAGCCAAAAUACUGCCAGGGUGUGUAGUUUACUCGGACGCGGGCAACCACGCGUCCAUGAUACAGGGAAUCAGGAACAGCCGGGCUCCUAAGCAUAUAUUCAGGCACAAUGACCCCAACCACCUUAGAGAAUUACUGUCCGAGUCACCGGCCGGUGUACCCAAGCUAGUCGUAUUUGAGACUGUCCACUCCAUGAGUGGAGCUAUUUGUCCUUUAGAAGAAAUGUGUGAUAUUGCUCACGAGUAUGGAGCUCUAACUUUUGUAGAUGAAGUGCACGCUGUAGGGUUGUAUGGAAAACAUGGUGCAGGGAUCGGGGAAGAGAGAGGCUUGGAGCACCACAUAGACAUUGUGUCGGGAACUUUGGGUAAAGCAUUUGGAAAUGUAGGUGGGUACAUCGCUGGCUCAGAGCUUCUGAUUGAUACAAUCAGGUCUUUAGCUCCUGGAUUCAUAUUUACCACAGCUCUUCCACCGCCUACUUUAGCGGGCUCCUUGGCAGCUAUACGCCUUCUAGCUAGUGAAGAAGGCAGAAGUAUGAGAGCAAAACACCAAGGAAUCGUACGAUACUUAAAAUUAUCUUUACUUAUAGCAGGUCUUCCCCAAAUGCCAUCUGUGAGUCACAUAGUCCCUGUUCCAAUUACGGGAGCAGACAAGGUGGCGAAGGUUGCUGAGUCUCUUAUGAAAAGAGGACAUUACGCACAAGCUAUAAACUACCCAACGGUAGCUAGAGGGGAGGAACGCUUGCGGUUUGCACCGGGGCCGCACCACACUCCGGAAAUGAUUGACAGCCUCAUCACUGCCUUGAUUGAAUCAUUCCAUGAAAAUAACAUAAGUUUCGACCAAUUUAUGGUCAACGGCACUUGUCGUGAGUGCAGUAUGGAGUAUAAAGUCGAUGUCGCGUAUGAAGAACCAUACAAAUACACCAUGAUUGCUGCAUAAUUGCAUAUCAUAUAGACGGAUGCUUCUCUACAGCCAGAUUUACAUUGGAUCAGAUAGUAGCAUGAAAAUCUUGAAUUAGAUACAAAGUUGAGAAUAAACUAAGAAAAACUAGAAAUUUAAAUAAGAUAUAGAAGUUAAGGAGUAAACUCAAAAUAUUUAAAUUUACGGAUCCUAGUAAAUACAUAUAUUAUUCUAGGACCACAAAAAAUCUUUACAUGUUGACUUUGUUAAAUAAAUAUAUUCAUAAAUGUUAAGUUUCUGAACCUAUGUAAAUUUGCCUUAUUUAUAUGUGCAAGUAUAAAAAUUACAUAAAAAAAUAUAUUGAAAAGUUGCAAAGUUUAUUUCAGUUGUUACUAUAUGGUGUGGUUAUGGUAGGGAUAAAUAAAAGUAUGGUGUAAUUUA